AUGAAUCUGAAGGGCCAGAUGAUCUAUGUUUUUGAAUUAAGCUCUAUUCUGUUCCUGGGCUCCCCCUGUGUAGAUAGAUUAGAAUAUUUCGCGGGACGAGGUCUCUACCUGUCAGAUAUUCCAAUCCACAAUGCUCUGAGAGAUGUGGUACUAAUAGGAGACAGGUUAGGAAAACUGAAGGCUACCCUAGAAUGUGCUUUAGAAGAGGAGAAAAAGAAAACGAACCUUCUGUUUUCAAUCUUUACUGGUGAGGUGGCUCAGCAAUUGUGGCAGGAACAAACUGUGAAAGCCAAGAAGUUUAAUAAUGUGACCAUGCUGUUCUCUGAUAUUGUGGGCUUCACAGCAAUAUGUUCUCAUUGUUUACAAAUGCAAGUUAUCACCAUGCUGAAUUAACUUUACACACUUUUUGAUUUCCAGUGCGGAGAACUAGACGUCUAUAAGGUGGAAACUAUUGGUGAUGCUUAUUGUGUGGCUGGGGGACUGCAUAUGGAUAGUGACACACAUGCCUUUCAAGUUGCUCUGAUGGCUUUAAAAAUGAUGGAACUCUCAGAUAAAGUAAUGUCUCCUCAUGGUGAACCCAUAAAGAUGUGCAUAGGUCUGCACUUUAAUACAAUUUUUGCUGGUGUUGUAGGUGUAAGAAUGCCACAUUACUGCCUUUUUGGAAAUAAUGUUACACUUGCCAAUAAGUUCGAAUCUUGCACUAUACCAAGAAAGAUAAAUAUCAGCCCUACAACGUAUAGCUUGCUUAAAGAUUUUAAAGGAUUUAAGUUUAUACCUCGAUCAAGAGAAGAUCUUCCACCAAAAUUUCCAGCUGAAAUUCCAGGAAUCUGUUAUUUUCUUCAGGCUUUAGUUCAAGACAUGUUGACCAAGACUUGGUACCAGACAAAUCCGGCAGAGGAUUUACAUUUCAGCAAAAUGAAAUAG
This is a messenger RNA of Bufo bufo (common toad), 924 nucleotides long. Its product is annotated as guanylate cyclase soluble subunit alpha-1-like. Gene Ontology annotation, molecular function: guanylate cyclase activity. The record is from RefSeq and is a predicted model, not a curated record. Gene Ontology annotation, cellular component: guanylate cyclase complex, soluble. NCBI's taxonomy places the organism in Eukaryota, Metazoa, Chordata, Amphibia, Anura, Bufonidae. Gene Ontology annotation, biological process: response to oxygen levels; cGMP biosynthetic process.